GUUUAAGGCGGCUACUUCUUCUUCUUCUUCUCUAUGAGUUCAUUUUUUUUACAAAACCAUUUCAUUUCAUCUCCAAAUCAUUUCUUUAUGCCAUCAUUCAUUUUCCAUAAACAAUUUUUACUUAUUAAUUGAUGUUCAAUACCAAAGCCCCUAUCUCUGCCCACAAACUUCAUCUCUUGGGUCCUUGUGAUAACAAUAAAACCCUGCUUCUUUAUCGAAACCCUGAAAAUAUUUCCUCAGUUAUGUGGAGAAACGUUGCUAGGCAAGCAAUUUUGAGAUCUUCUUCCCUUGAUUGUAAAAAACCCUUUUCACGUGCUUACAGCUUUCUGGGGUUUUCUCAAGACUCGAUUUUUCGUGGACAGUGCAAAUUUGGAUGUUUGGAGCUGGGUUCUGGCGGAAAUCAUGAACUGGGUUCUCGUCCGGUUGGUGAGAUUUUUAGUCAUGAGGAUUAUUUGGGGAGGCCAUGUUUUGGAGUUUUGAAGAAUGGUAAUUGGGGUAAUGGCUUGUGUUUGAGAGGGUAUGCCAGUGUAGCUGAGGCUGUUUCUUCAACUGACGUUGAAGAAGAUGUGUCAGUUGUUGACGAAGUUCGGGAGUUGUUGCAAGAAAUGAAGAGAGAAGAGCAUAAAGAGGGAGUGAAUACUCAGAGAAAAAGUAAAAAAAUUGGGCACGGAAUGGGUUCUAAGAAGUAUCAAAUGCUUAAGAGAAGGCAAGUGAAGAUUGAGACUGAGGCAUGGGAACAAGCAGCCAAAGAAUAUAAGGAGCUUUUGCGGGAUAUGUGUGAGCAAAAACUUGCACCAAAUUUGCCAUAUAUGAAGUCAUUGUUUCUGGGAUGGUUUGAACCUCUGAGGGAUGCUAUUGUUAAGGAGCAAGAGCGUUGUCGCAUUGGGGAAAAUAAGAAGGCGUAUGCUUCGUAUUUUUUUCGGUUGCCGGCUGAUAAGAUGGCGGUUAUUACAAUGCAUAAGUUAAUGGGGCUGUUGAUGACUGGAAGUGACCAUGGACGAGCUCGAGUUGUGCAGGCUGCUUGCAUGAUUGGUGAUGCCAUUGAGCAAGAGGUUAGAAUUCACAAGUUUUUGGAGAAAACAAGAAGGAAAAAAGGAUAUAUAAGUACUGAAACUGCAGGAGGAGAAUCUGAUGCUUCUAUCAUAGAACAGGAGAAGUUGAGAAAAAAGGUCACCAAUUUGAUUAAGAAACAAAAGCUUCCUGCAGUGAGGCAGAUAGUGAAGGAACAAGAUGAUUGCAAACCAUGGGCCCUUGGAGUGAAGGCUAAGGUUGGAAGCCGCCUUAUUGAAUUGUUGAUGCAAACAGCUUAUAUACAGCCUCCACUUAAUCAGUUGGUUGAUAGCCCACCUGAUAUUCGACCUGCAUUUGUGCAUACGCUAAGAGCUGUGGUAAACGAAAACAAGGCCAGUGGCAAAAAAUUUGGUAAUAUUGAAUGUGACCCACUGGUUCUCAAAGGGCUGGAGAAAACUGCAAGACAUAUGGUGAUUCCUUAUAUGCCGAUGUUGGUGCCUCCAGUCAAAUGGACAGGUUAUGAUAAAGGAGCACACUUGUUUUUGCCAUCCUAUGUCAUGCGAGUACAUGGAGUUCGACAACAACGUGAGGCAGUUAAGAGGGCCCCCAUGAAGCAACUAGAACCAAUUUUUCAGGCCUUAGAUACGCUUGGAAAUACCAAAUGGAGGGUAAAUAAGAGGGUCCUUAGCGUCAUAGAUAGAAUAUGGAGUAGUGGAGGCCGUCUUGCUGAUUUGGUGGAUCGUAUUAAUAUUCCUUUACCAGAGAAGCCAGAUACUGAAGAUGAAACACUGCUUAAGAAAUGGAGGUGGAAUGUUAGAAGUGUGAAGAAAGAGAAUAUGGAGAGACAUUCUCAGCGUUGUGACACGGAACUUAAACUUUCGGUAGCACGUAAAUUGAAGGAGGAAGAAGGUUUUUAUUACCCGCACAAUCUUGAUUUUCGAGGGCGUGCAUACCCCAUGCAUCCAUACUUAAAUCAUCUUGGCUCAGAUCUCUGUCGUGGUAUCUUGGAGUUUGCAGAGGGACGUCCUCUUGGCAAGUCUGGCUUACGCUGGUUGAAGAUACACCUAGCUAAUCUAUAUGCUAAUGGUGUGGACAAACUAUCUCAUGAAGGUCGAUUGGCUUUUACUGAGAACCACUUGGAUGAUAUAUUUGAUUCUGCAGACAGACCACUGGAAGGAAAACGGUGGUGGUUAAAGGCAGAAGAUCCAUUCCAGUGCUUGGCUGUAUGCAUGAAUCUUGCCGAAGCUUUGAGAAGCUCUUCCACAGAGACAUUUAUAUCACAUAUUCCUGUUCAUCAGGAUGGUUCCUGCAAUGGUUUACAACACUAUGCUGCACUUGGAAGAGACAAGUUAGGAGCAGUCGCUGUUAACCUGGUUGCAGGAGAGAAGCCUGCGGAUGUUUACUCAGGAAUAGCCGCUAGGGUAUUGGAUAUUAUGCGGAGAGAUGCCCAACAGGAUCCUGCAAUUUUUCCCGAUGCUUUGCAUGCAAAGAUCUUACUAAGCCAGGUGGAUAGGAAACUAGUAAAGCAAACUGUGAUGACAUCAGUAUAUGGUGUGACUUACAUUGGUGCUCGUGAUCAAAUCAAGAGAAGGCUGAAGGAACGUGGUGUGAUUGCAGAUGAUACAGGGACUUUUGGUGCUUCUUGUUAUGCUGCAAAGGUAACUUUAACUGCUUUAGGAGAGAUGUUUGAGGCUGCACGUGGUAUCAUGAACUGGCUUGCUGAAUGUGCUAAGGUUAUUGCAUCUGAAAAUGUGCCAGUACGGUGGACAACUCCUCUUGGCCUUCCUGUUGUGCAACCUUACCGGAAAUUAGGGAGGCAUAGUGUCCAAACUUCCCUUCAGACUUUAACUUUUAAACGCGAAACCGAUAAGGUCAUGGUCAGGCGACAAAGGACAGCUUUCCCACCAAAUUUUGUCCACUCCCUAGACAGUUCUCAUAUGAUGAUGACUGCUGUUGCCUGUAGAAAUGCAGGCUUAAAUUUCGCAGGGGUUCAUGACUCAUAUUGGACACAUGCAUGUGAUGUUGACGAAAUGAAUAGGAUUCUUAGAGAAAAGUUUGUUGAACUUUAUGAAAAACCGAUACUGGAGAAUUUAUUGGAGAGCUUUCAACAAUCGUGUCCUGCUUUGUCUUUUCCUCCGUUGCCUGAGAGGGGAGAUUUUGAUCUAAGAGAUGUUUUAGAGUCGCCCUAUUUCUUCAAUUGAUCUAUUACAAGAGCCUCUCUUUUUUCUGACAUGCAAGCAAACCCAUGUUCAGAAGAUCAAUUUUUAUCUGACAUGUAGCACCUGAUUCGGCACGGCGAUGAAAACUUGGCUCUAUCAGAAAACAUGGCACUUUCAUGGAGAGUUGCAGCACACGCCUGUACAUAUAUGGAGAAAAUCAUCAACAAGAUCAUCAUAUGGUAUUGUAUAUCUUCACUUGGUCUUAAACUCAGAUCUUCUGAUACCCCUGUAUAGUCGACAUAAAUUCUAGUUUCAGAGCAUUCAUGCAUUCUGUGGUGGUAGAAGUGUGGAGCUGAUACAUUUAAUGAGUCCUCCUUAUCAAAAGCUUAGAUUCAAAAUUAUGUGUUACUUGAAGGAGCUUCUUCACAGUUAAUUUAUAGAUUCACUUGGGGGACAAGGACAUACACAGUUGCGACUGAUCUGAACUGACGGGAUGAUAAUUUCUCUAUUAAUUGCUGCCGCAGGCUGUUCUAAAAAAAUUGCAGUUUUGACUGCUAUCUGUAAUGAUAUUGUUAAUUACAAUUGUAACUCAGUUCAUCCGACUUCUUGUGAUCAUGCCAUACAAAUUAAUGAGAAAGAAAUGUAAAGAUGAGUCA
Messenger RNA from Pistacia vera, 3826 nucleotides. Its product is annotated as DNA-directed RNA polymerase 2, chloroplastic/mitochondrial. Gene Ontology annotation, molecular function: DNA-directed RNA polymerase activity; DNA binding. Gene Ontology annotation, biological process: mitochondrial transcription. Bases 132 to 3212 code for a protein of 1026 amino acids. The transcript is spliced from 19 exons. NCBI's taxonomy places the organism in Eukaryota, Viridiplantae, Streptophyta, Magnoliopsida, Sapindales, Anacardiaceae. The record is from RefSeq and is a predicted model, not a curated record. Gene Ontology annotation, cellular component: mitochondrial DNA-directed RNA polymerase complex.